Molecule: messenger RNA, 2013 nt
Organism: Pungitius pungitius (ninespine stickleback)
Lineage: Eukaryota; Metazoa; Chordata; Actinopteri; Perciformes; Gasterosteidae
Gene: hdac3
Product: histone deacetylase 3
Exons: 15
Coding region: 139-1425 (428 amino acids)
Cellular component (GO): nucleus
Molecular function (GO): histone deacetylase activity
Source: RefSeq, a predicted model, not a curated record
UCCCUGUCUGAUGACGUAGUCAAACCGGUCGGUGUUUACAAUGGCGGCUUUCUGCUAAUUGGAAGAAAAUGUAUGUUCUAUAGCUGCAAGAAGCAUUCUUAGUUUUGAAUGAACGAGUAAGAAGACAUUUCUUUCACAAUGAAUAACAGAACCUCAUAUUUUUAUGACCCGGACGUGGGCAACUUUCACUAUGGUGCUGGUCACCCCAUGAAGCCUCACCGUUUGUCUCUGACUCACAGUCUGGUGUUGCAUUAUGGGCUCUAUAAGAAAAUGAUGGUAUUCAAGCCAUACAAAGCGUCUCAGCACGACAUGUGUCGGUUCCACUCCGAGGACUACAUAGAUUUCCUGCAGAAGGUCAGCCCCAAUAACAUGCAGGGCUUCACCAAGAGCCUCAACACAUUUAACGUUGGAGACGACUGCCCUGUGUUUCCAGGACUUUUUGAGUUUUGCUCCCGAUACACAGGAGCAUCUUUACAGGGAGCCACACAGCUCAACCACAAGAUCUGUGACAUUGCAAUUAACUGGGCCGGAGGUUUGCAUCAUGCAAAGAAAUUUGAGGCUUCUGGAUUUUGUUAUGUCAAUGACAUCGUCAUCAGUAUUCUGGAGCUACUCAAAUACCACCCGAGGGUUCUGUACAUCGACAUAGACAUUCAUCAUGGUGACGGAGUACAGGAGGCCUUUUACCUGACUGACCGUGUCAUGACUGUGUCCUUCCACAAAUACGGGAACUACUUUUUCCCGGGAACAGGUGACAUGUAUGAGGUGGGAGCAGAGAGCGGUCGGUACUACUGCCUCAACGUUCCUCUCAGAGACGGCAUAGACGACCAAAGCUACCGGCAGCUGUUCCAGCCGGUGAUUAAACAGGUGGUGGAUUUCUACCAGCCAACCUGCAUUGUUCUACAAUGCGGAGCUGAUUCUCUGGGCUGCGACAGACUGGGCUGCUUCAACCUCAGCAUACGAGGACAUGGCGACUGUGUGGAGUUUGUAAAGAGUUUUAAGAUUCCUCUGUUGGUCCUGGGAGGAGGAGGCUACACCGUGAGGAACGUGGCCCGCUGCUGGACCUUUGAGACAUCUCUGUUACUGGACGAGUCAAUCAGCGACGAGUUGCCUUACAGCGAGUAUUUUGAGUACUUUGCCCCGGACUUCACGUUGCACCCCGACGUGAGCACUCGCAUAGAAAACCAGAACUCCAGGCCGUACUUGGAGCAGAUCCGUCAGACGGUGUUUGAAAACCUGAAGAUGCUGAACCACGCGCCGAGCGUGCAGAUCCACGACGUCCCCUCUGACGUGCUGAGCUACGAGCGCACCGACGAGCCCGACCCCGACGAGAGGGGGGGCGAGGAGAACUACACCCGGCCGGAGGCAGCCAACGAAUUCUACGACGGCGACCACGACAACGACAAAGAGAGCGACGUGGAAAUCUGACACGCGAGAACGAAAGCUGCAGAUUGAACAGAAACUCUGGAGAAAAAAAAAAGUUCCUCUGUUCUUACUCAUUUGAUAUUCGCCCUAAAGUCACGACCAAUCAGAACAGCAGCGUGAUGUUAGCACCUUGAAUACAAAGUCCCUGAGCACACCUCCUUUACAGCAGCAUUGCCAUUUGUGGGGUUGUCAAAUGUUGUAACAGACAAGGUGAGCCCAAAUUACAGCCACUGUAACGCUGGAUACACCCAGUGUCAUGUAGAGAAUUCUCUUUAACGGCUCUGUACAGCUUCAUAUCAACUUCUGUUUCUCCAUUUUUGUAAAUGAGGCAAAUGGACAUGAGUGAACAAAACAGGAAGUCAUUCCUUUCCUCCUGUACGCUCGACUCUGUACUUUAUAAAUGUGUGAACCGUGAGUGUGAUGCUGAUGUAGAAGAGGACGUAUAGUUUAGCCGUUCCCCCAGCAGCCUCAUUGCAGACGUACAUUGCUGGUCACAGCGAACAUCUUCUGCCGUCUGCCACCUCCAGUUCUUUUUACUCAGUGAUAUGUUUUAUGUGAUUUCUUUUUUAUUGUCUACUUUUUAAUAAAAAA